AAACAAACAUUUUACACCGCUUCAAUUCCUUGCCUUCUUGUUAAGCAAUUAGCAUGUUGACAGGGCUUUGUGCUUACCAUUUCAACUCAGCAUCUCAAAUGGCAAGCAGAGACAGAGAGCAAUCCAAAUGUUGCUUCAAAGAGUGGAUGGAGCUUCAAGAACAACACCUCUCAGAGCUCCUCCAAGCCCUGAAACUAGACCCCCAAAACAAAGACCAGUUAAAACAUUUAGCAGAGAAAGGCAUCUGUCACUUCCAAGAUUACAUAAACAAGAGAACCCAACUUGCCCGCAGAGACGUCUCUGCCUUCUUUGCCCCCACUUGGUGCACUUCAUGGGAAAACUCUCUGCUUUGGAUCGCUGGCUGCAGACCCUCUUUGUUUUUCAGGCUCGUUUAUGUGCUUGGCGGGUCAAAAAUGGAGUCAAAGCUCUCUGAGUUCCUCCAAGACACAAGAGAAGGCAGCCUUGGUGAGGUUCUGACGUGCUCGCAGCUCGUUGUGGUCAACAGUUUGCAGAGCAAGACCAUUAGAGAGGAGGAGAGGUUGACAGGGGAGCUGGCAGCUCUGCAAGAGGACAUAGCAGACCAGCCAAUUGCAAUGAUUGCAAAGGGUUUGAGCCAACUUGGGGAGAUGAACAGAGAAGUGGAGGAGGCUCUGGAUGAGCAUGGCCAAGCCAUGGUGAGAAUUUUGGAGGAGGCAGAUCAGUUGAGGCUAAACACUGUCAAGGAGCUUGUGAACAUAUUGACACCUCUUCAGGCUGUUGAUUUUCUGGUGGCAAGUAAGAAGCUUCACUUGUGUGUGCAUAAGUGGGGCAGGAACAGAGACCAAAAGCUUGGGAGGGAAAAUCUGGAAGAUUAAUUUUGGUAUGGAUUUUUGGGUAUUAAUUUUUAGUGACUGCAUGUAAUAAUAAAAUAAAAUGCCUUCUACAUUAAAUUUUUUUUUUUAAAGACCUUUUCUAUUAAAAUGGACGAUAACAUACUACAUUCACACGCACUAUAGACUGCACGGAUGCUAGAACUCGAAUUCAAAUAUUUUCUGUAAGAGCAUUUACUCCAAACUACUACACUAAUGGUCAUUUGCAUUUGCCUUCUACAUUUUUAGUGACUUUUAGUUACUUUGCAUCUAAUUAACUUUAUCAUCAAAUCAUUGGCUGACAUCUCUUGAUCUUACAUCACGCAAAUUGUACAAACAAAGUCCAAAGAUCACUAAUCCCUUUUUUGGGCAUCAACCAUUUUAAGCAUAUAAACUCAGGACAAUCUUUAAAUUAUUGAAGUGUGUUUAGAUUCUAGAAAAUGAAAAAAAUGCGAACCGCUUGUCAUCCACAAAUUGAGUCUUUUGGCCAGAAACAAACCCUAUUGAGGAUUAGAUUGUGGACCUUGAGCUCCACUUCAUUUGGCGCCACUCUAUGAAUGGACCAACUUUUACAACCCACCACCACCAACCACCUCCCUUCUUCUUCUUCCACAAUAUCAGAUUUGUGGCCAAUACUAGACCAUGUGGGCCACACACAACAUUCCCACAUGGCACUCACGUGGAUAUCCUUCUUGGCAUGAGUUCAUGAGGAAGCAUUGUGGUCCAAUGUGUAUGUCCACAACCUGAUUGAGCAUGCUUCUCUGUCAAUCUGUUUCUGAACAAAUUAGAGCCGUCCUAACAACGUUUCAGUUGGGCAUAUUGUAUUUUAGAGGGAGCAAGUGCUCUUAUCCAAUCGUAAACGAUUUGAUUAAACGAAAAGUGGGAAUGAUUAUCCUUAAUCUCAUUUUCUUAUUAUAGUAAUUUCUCUAACUGUAUGUUACUAUACAUAGGAGCCUAAAUGAGGUCCAGUCCUUAAGUACAAGGCAGAGAGAGCAACCAAACAUUUCUUUACUAAUUUUGCACAAAUAGCUGAAUUGGAAUUAGGGUCUUUAUUAAGAGACGUGGUUUUUGGGAGCAGAAACAAGGAUGUUGGCCGAGCAUUCUGUCCUUGAACAAGGGUUGUCUGCAGC
Prunus dulcis (almond) is the source of this 1978-nucleotide messenger RNA. Its product is annotated as protein DELAY OF GERMINATION 1. Gene Ontology annotation, biological process: DNA-templated transcription. Gene Ontology annotation, molecular function: sequence-specific DNA binding. The transcript has a single exon. The record is from RefSeq and is a predicted model, not a curated record. Lineage: Eukaryota; Viridiplantae; Streptophyta; Magnoliopsida; Rosales; Rosaceae. Bases 54 to 854 code for a protein of 266 amino acids.